AGGGUACUUUGUCCGAGUUUUCUUGUCCUGGUACCUCUCAACAAAAUGGCAGAGCUGAGCGUAAACACCGUCAUAUUCUUGACUCUGUCCGUGCGAUGCUUGUUUCCUCUUCCUGUCCUGAGCGUGUUUGGGGUGAAGCCGUUCUCACUGCUGUUCAUGCUAUCAAUAGACUCCCUUCUUCUGUUCUUGUGAUGAUACUACAGGGUCUAUCCCAACUCCACCCCUCGAGGCUCCUGCUCCACCGUCUUCUCCAUCUCCUGAUGACUCCAGACCGGAUGGCGAUCCCACUCAUACCGUCAUGCCUCCUCCUCCCACUCGUUCUUCUCGGCAAUGCAGGAAGAAAUACAGGCUCUUGAACAAGCACAUACUUGGGAUUUGGUUGAUCCUCCUUCUGAUCAGGAAGUUGUGGGCAAUAGAUGGGUCUACAAGAUCAAGACUCGCUCUGAUGGUUCUAUUGACCGUUAUAAGGCUCGCUUGGUUGCUUAAGGUUGCACGCAAGAGUAUGGUAUUGAUUAUGAAGAGACUUUUGCUCCUGUUGCUCGCCUUACAUCUGUUAGAGCUCUCCUUGCCAUUGCUGCAGUUAAAAAAUGGUCUCUCAGUCAGAUGGAUGUGAAGAAUGCAUUUCUUAAUGGGGACUUGAAACAGAAAGUCUAUAUGAAACCACCUCCGGGAUAUCCUUGUCCUUCUCGUAAGGUUUGUCUCCUUCGCAAGGCGCUCUAUGGACUUAAGCAAGCCCCUCGUGAAUGGUUUGACAAGUUUAGCUCUACCAUAUGCGAUCUUGGUUUCACUUCUAGUCCUCAUGAGAAUGCUAUCUUCAUUCGUAAAAGUGAACGAGGAGUUGUCCUUCUACUUUUAUAUGUUGAUGACAUGAUCAUUACUGGAGAUGAUGUUGACGGUAUCUCUGAACUGAAGACCUCACUUCACCAUACCUUUGAGAUGAAAGAUCUUGGUUCUCUCAGCUAUUUUCUUGGUCUCGAGGUCAUCUCCACAGAUGAUGGCAUCUAUCUCUCUCAGGCUAAGUAUGCUUCAAAUCUUCUUGCUCGCGCUGGGAUUACAGAUAGUCGCACUGAGUCUACUCCUAUUGAGCCUAAUGUUCGAUUUACUCCUAUGGAUGGCACUGCUUUGGAUAAUCCGACUCUCUAUCGACAGUUAGUUGGUGGUCUCGUCUACUUGACUGUCACCCGACCAGACAUUGCCUAUCCAGUUCAUGUUCUCAGCCAGUUCUUGUCAGCUCCUCGUACUACUCACUAUGCGGCAGUUCUGCGCAUUCUUCGCUACGUCAAAGGCACUCUAUUUCAUGGCCUUUAUUUUUCUGCUCAUUCCUCUUUGACACUACAAGCAUACUCCGAUGCUGAUUGGGCUGGCGAUCCCACUGAUCGUCGUUCCACUACUGGUUACUGUUUAUUCCUUGGCGACGCUCUCAUUUCUUGGCGUGCUAAGAAGCAGACCUUCACCGCUCGGUCAAGCACAGAAGCUGAAUACCGUGCCCUCGCUGACACCACUGCUGAGGUUCUCUCGGUUCGUUGGCUUCUCGAAGAUCUGGGUGCUCCUCAGUCCACUCCUACUGAUGUUUUUUGUGAUAACCGCAGUGCUAUUCAGAUUGCCCAUAAUGAUGUGUUUCAUGAACGCACCAAACACAUUGAGAUUGAUUGUCAUUUUGUUCGGCAACGAAUUCUCAUUAAUGCUAUUCGUCUCAUUGCUGUUGGAACACUAAAUCAGACUGCUGAUAUCUUCACGAAAGCUCAUCAUCCGACUCGUUUCCGGACUUUGUUAUCCAAACUCAAGCUGGUAUCCUUAGCACCCACUUGAGUUUGAGGGGGGAUGUUAGAGAAUCAUUAGAAUUAAUUAGUAUCGUAUUAGUAUCGUAUUAGUAUCGUUUAUAUUUAUAGCAUAUCUGUAUAUUAAUUGUAAGAUUCUAUGUCUUUAUUACGUUGAUUCAUCUAACACCUAUAAAUACCCCUUGUAUAUUGUACAUUUCAUCAAGCUGAAUAAUACACUUUUCAGAUUCCUCUCCUCAGUCUCUUGUUUCUAACAUAUCUUAUAAAUUGACCUAA
Messenger RNA from Arachis duranensis, 2054 nucleotides. RefSeq lists its product as uncharacterized. Bases 604 to 1809 code for a protein of 401 amino acids. NCBI's taxonomy places the organism in Eukaryota, Viridiplantae, Streptophyta, Magnoliopsida, Fabales, Fabaceae. The record is from RefSeq and is a predicted model, not a curated record. The transcript has 3 exons.